ACGGCCGUUGUCUCUGUGGCGCUUUGCUCAGUCCAGAGUCAAUGCCCCAUGGUUGUACUAGCAAACGUGCCAACUAGUGGGGACUUUUCAACAACGCUCUCUCUCUCUCAAUCAACAUCAAAGUUCCAUUGACUUCAGAAACAAGCCCCAAGGACCCUCCAACGUCCCACACUAUCAAAUUCAAACCCAAACCCCCCUCUCUCUCUCUAAUCGAUCGACAAUACAUCAUUGCGCGUUGUUGCCUAUAAUUCCCGCGAAUCCCAAUUCCCCGCGCCUCGAGAAAUCCAAAAAGGAGAAAAAUUUCCCCUCACUUUCUCGCGAAAAUCCAUUUCUCGGCGUCAGCCCGAUCUGAAUUCCCGCGUCGCGGCUCUGCGACGGAAGUAGUGCCCUAGCUGGCGAUCUCGGAACGAGCAUGUCGUCCAUGUCUUUGCCUUACUCCAAGAGAGAUCUCCACUACGACAACGCUAAGUUCCGCCAUCGCUCCUUCUCCAAGGUCAUUUCUCAGAGCCUUCUUACAAGUAAUAUUAGACAUGAUUGCAUAAGCUGUAGUACAGGCAAGUUUCUUUUGUUACUAUUGAUAUUUGGUGUAGCAUGUCUUAUGCUGACGCGCACAAGUCCUGCUCAGUCUAUUUCUGAUGCAAGGAAUUUGGGAGAAGACAAGGUCACUGUCUUUGGUGGCACUAAACUUGGAAAGUUUUUGAGAAAACCGCCAAGGCUACCUCCACGUUUACCUCCUGGAGAUAGUAAAAGUAGCCCUAGUCUGAAUUCAGAUUCCAAAUGGAUAGAUAGGCAACAAAGUGUUAAGAAAGCUUUUAUCCAUGCAUGGUCGGGCUAUAAAAAGUACGCAAUGGGUUAUGAUGAACUUAUGCCUGUUUCCCAGAGGGGAGUCGACGGAUUAGGUGGGCUUGGUGCUACUAUUGUGGAUGCUCUUGAUACUGCCAUGAUUAUGGGUGCUAAUGAAGUUGCUUCUGAAGCAAGCUCGUGGGUUGAAACACAACUUUCAAAUAGGAUUAGCCAGAAAGGGCAAGUCAAUUUAUUUGAAACAACCAUACGUGUCUUAGGAGGUCUUUUAAGUGCAUAUCAUUUGAGUUUAGCAGAAGCAGGGACAAACAAUGUGCCUAAAGCGUCUGUUUACCUUGAAACUGCUAAGAACUUGGCAGAUCGCCUCCUAUCUGCUUUUACUUCCAGCCCAACUGCUAUUCCCUUUAGUGAUGUUAUUCUACAUGAUUCGUCAGCACAUCCGGCUCCUGGGGGGUUGAGCAGUACUUCUGAGGUUUCCACUGUACAGCUUGAGUUCAAUUAUCUUAGUACUGUUUCUGGUGAUCCAAAGUACUCUGAAGCAGCCAUGAAGGUCUUGGACCACAUGAAGACCCUCCCAAAGGUGGAAGGACUGGUCCCCAUCUAUAUUAGCUCUCACUCUGGUGAAUUUAGUGGUAACAAUAUUAGACUUGGAUCUCGUGGUGAUAGCUACUAUGAGUACCUACUGAAAGUUUGGCUCCAGAGGAGAGCUAGUCAAGAUAGUAAUUUGGCAUAUCUUCAUAAUAUGUAUGAGGAAGCAAUGAAGGGUGUCAAACACCUUCUUGUUAGGAGAUCAAUCCCAAAGGGACUGGUUUUCGUUGGCGAAUUGCCCUAUGGACCUAAGGGCGAGUUUAGUCCAAAAAUGGAUCACCUGGUUUGCUUUUUGCCAGGUACUCUCGCACUUGGUGCAACUAAAGGUUUUACCAAGGAAAAAGCUAUGAAAGACAAUUUACUCAACUUUGAAGACCUGGAAAAUUUAAAGCUUGCCGAAGAUUUGGCUAAAACCUGCUUUGAAAUGUAUUCAGUAACCUCUACUGGUCUUGCUCCAGAAAUAGCUUACUUUCAUACAGAGGAAUACUCUGAAGGAGGUCUUGAUGGUGGGAACAAGAGUUCAGAAUAUGUCAAUGAUAUAAUCAUCAAACAUGCAGAUCGUCAUAAUCUCUUACGUCCAGAAACUGUUGAAUCAUUAUUUGUUUUAUAUCGCAUCACAGAGGAUCCAAAAUAUCGUGAGUGGGGUUGGCAGAUCUUUGAAGCCUUUGAGAAAUUCACGAGAGUUGAUAGCGGUGGAUAUACUUCUCUGGAUGAUGUUACUACGAUUCCGCCAAAUAGAAGAGACAAAAUGGAGACAUUCUUUAUGGGCGAGACCCUAAAGUAUUUGUAUUUAUUGUUUGCAGACAGCUCUCUUAUUCCUCUGGAUAAGUUUGUCUUUAACUCAGAAGCUCACCCUAUUCCAAUUGAAGGUGCAAUCAAGAAAGAAUAAUCCUCAAUUAAAUUCGAUUCUGUAGAAGUUAUUUGAAAUUAUGGUAGCGGGCCGAAAUCAGAAAUGCUCUUUCUGAACAUGCUGCUGUGUUUUUACAUGGUUCUUCAUCAUAUCUCGAUGCGAGCAGUAAAUGUAUCACUUCGAUUAGAGGCGACUUAUUUUGUCUCUUGUACGAUGCUUCAGAUAGCACGCAUUCUUCUUUUACUGUCAAAAGCUUACAGAAAGGAAAAUUUUCCAGGACUUUCCUAUACUUCUGGUCCACUGCACAAUGAAAGGAUUGUAAAAUGUGUUUGUUUAGCUUAACUUUAUUGAUAGUUGUUGAACGAGGUUUAUGAUUCAAAGUGAAGUGCUACCAUUUGUAAUUGAUUUAUGUGGUUUUCAAGUUGAAUUGAUGGCUUUGGAGCACAAUACAGUCAACUUGUGUUGUCA
Morus notabilis is the source of this 2707-nucleotide messenger RNA. RefSeq names its product mannosyl-oligosaccharide 1,2-alpha-mannosidase MNS3. The transcript is spliced from 6 exons. The record is from RefSeq and is a predicted model, not a curated record. Gene Ontology annotation, biological process: carbohydrate metabolic process; N-glycan processing. Gene Ontology annotation, molecular function: calcium ion binding; mannosyl-oligosaccharide 1,2-alpha-mannosidase activity. Lineage: Eukaryota; Viridiplantae; Streptophyta; Magnoliopsida; Rosales; Moraceae. Gene Ontology annotation, cellular component: endosome; membrane; trans-Golgi network. The coding region runs from base 413 to 2278 and encodes 621 amino acids.